AUGGCAUUACGCAACCUUUUUGUGCUGGGUUUGUUGCUUCUAGUAUGCCUCUCUAAUCUGAUGCAGGUUUCAUCUGAUCACGAGAUAGAAAUGGAAGAAGAAGAUGAAGAACUUCAUCUACCUAAUGAGUUGCUUACUGUGCGAGACGGCAACAGGAGGCUAAUGCAAGACAUAGAUUGUGGAGGAUUGUGCAGUUCUAGAUGCAGUGUACAUUCAAGGCCAAACUUGUGUAACAGAGCAUGUGGAACUUGUUGUGUGAGGUGCAAGUGUGUUCCACCUGGUACUUCUGGUAAUAGGGAGCUUUGUGGGGCUUGUUACACUGAUAUGACUACCCAUGGCAACAAGACCAAGUGCCCUUAG
Lathyrus sativus (Indian pea) is the source of this 360-nucleotide messenger RNA. Lineage: Eukaryota; Viridiplantae; Streptophyta; Magnoliopsida; Fabales; Fabaceae. The record is from the annotation of a GenBank genome assembly.